GCUAAUACAGCAACACCAUACAGGAGCAAAGAACUCUAUCCCACAUCAACAUCUCUGACAUCAACUGUACCAACAGUGGAUGCUGCUCCCCCUCUAACAGGUAAUGAGAAUGAUCAUCUAGUUGUUCAAGAUGCGAAUAUUGAACAACCGCUGCAACUUGCCAGUAAGUUUGUCGACGCCUCUUUGCUACGUGAUAAGAUCUCUCCAGUUUUGGAUGACAGCUCGUUCCACGGAACUGCUGUGAACUAUAAUUAUAGUUCUGAGAUACAAGGAUUGGGUCCUUUCUGUCCCUUUGAAAGAACCGAUAUCAUAAAUAUACCUGAUGAAAUCCUUAGCCAAUAUAGCAAAGUGGAAACAUCUGGUAAAAUGGGUCUAUUUCCUGAAAUUUCAAGGGCCUGGGUCACCAUAGAUAAUAAAUUGAUCCUUUGGAACUUGACAAAGACGUCGGAUUUUCAAAGCUUUGAAGACAUCAAACAUACAAUCUUGAAAGUUCACCUUGUUAAGCCAAAGCCAAACACAUUCACAAGUGCCAUCACUCAUCUAUUACUCAUAGCUACACCAUUCGACAUACAUGUAUUGGCUGUGGCUUAUACACAAGACUCUUUGGAUUUGUACAACACUGGAAUGAUUGUCCCAACACAUUGCCUGUCGGUUGAUCAAUUUGUCUCCUAUGAUAAAACUGGCCAAAUAUUCUUCACAGGUCAAGGUGACGGUUUGCACGUUUGGGAGCUUUUGUACUCAAACUCGGAAGACUGGUUUAACAAAAAAUGUAACAAACGUUGUGUGACAAGAUCUGCGGUGUCAAGUCUCAUCCCUGGUGCUUCUUUGAUCAAUUCAAUUGCAAACACAUAUUUCACCUCGGAAAACUCAUCUGAAACUGUUGUUCAAUUGGAAUUGGAUAACACCAGAGGUGUGCUCUACACGCUGUCGAAUAAAUCCAUCAUACGAGCUUACAAAAUCUCACCUUCGGGUUCAGUACAUGAGGCUCGUAUCGUGAAACCGACUGAUAUAUCAACCUAUGCAAGAACAUCCUCGGCAAAAGCUUCGCCAUUACUGGCAGAUAAAUAUCUCAAGAUUGUGAGCAUAAAUGUCGUGACAAAGUCUGAGAACGAUGAUUUGUUUUUGGUUGCAAUUACGGUUGGAGGGUGUCGUCUUUACCUCAAUGGCUCAUGUUCAGAGCAUGCAGUAUCUGCUCUAAGAUUGGAGAGCGUUAAGUUCCCACCUACUAAAAAAUCACUCGCAGAUGUUGCAUCGGAGCAGAGGGAAUUCAAAGAACAAGAGGCCAUGAAGGACUUCUCUAUAGGCGUCAAAAGACAAAAAGAAUUACCAACCAUGCUCAGUUAUCAGAAGAAAUCCAGUGUUCUGCUUUCUUCUAAGCCGUCCAGUAAAAUCAUUUCACCUGGUAUCUUUUUUGAUGUUGUGGAGAAGGAAGAUAAGGAGCAGAAGUUGUUUGUUUCUGUUCCAGAUUACGGCAUCUUAAAGUACCAUAACCAGUAUGUCGAAAAUGCAACAUUCUUGGAGUGUUCAGGUACUGUCCAUCAGAUCGUGGCCCUCACCCCAACAUUCAACGCUACCAACCGUCCUCGUGGAUACGCAAAUGAAUUUGCUACCCAGUACACAAAUGGCAUCUUUGAAGUUGCUGUUCUUACAAAUACUUCUCUCCAAAUUUACAAGUAUAGAACUCCUGAUUUGGAGAUGGCAUCUUUUGUUACCAAAUAUGGUCUUCUUGAAGCUGCAUCUACAGCCCUCUAUACUAUAAGAUCCAAUGCUUUCAGCUUUUUCACCUUGGGUAUUCCAAAUGUUGUUGACUUUGCACCAAAAUACAAAUCAUACAUGAAACCCAACUCCAUGGUUGUUAAAAUGUUCCAAUUCAGCAAUGUUGUUCUAAGUCCAAGAUUUUAUGGAAUAAUUGCUUUGAUCGGUAGACUUUUCCGUGAUAUUUGGGAUGAAAAUGUCUUCAAGAUUUCCCCAGAAAUCAAGUUUAACAAGGAUGGCUCAGUCUUGAAGGGGUCCAUUUUUGAAAAUGAAUACUUACACAUGGUUAACUUGAACGAAAGAAACCUUGAAUUUCUUCACAGCUCAACUGCCGUUUUGAACGAGUUCUUCCAAACUUACGGUAACACUAUCGCUUGUUUUAUUCCACCUAGCUUCAACAACAGAAACUUCAACAAAGCUGAUGAAUUUGCAAAUCAGGCUGAGAACAUUGCCAUCAACUCUGCUGAAGCACUCUCCUUCUUUGUCGUUCUGCUCAAGGAAAGCUCUGAUGAAGUUAACGGAGAUCGACUUAGGGAUAUUUUCAAAUAUUUAUCACUGGAUUUGAAAUUCAAGGAUAAUCUCAUCAAGGAAAUAUUGUCUUCCAUCAUCAACAGAAGUAUGUCACGCGGAGAAUCCAUUGAAUACAUUGCUAAAGGACUACAAGAUCGCUGUGGUACUUUUUGCUCUGCAAACGACGUUGUUGGGUUCCCAAAGGAAAUUGGUUUCAAAGACUAUGAUGAGCUCUUUGAGGCCAUCAAUAAUGAGGUGAGCAUUGAGAAGUUGAAAGAAUCCAUCGACAUCAUGGUUGGCUUGAAUGAUUUCCCACGUGCAGUAAAAUUUGCUCUGAACAUCUCUGCCGGUAUUGAUCAAGGUAACUUAGCACAACAAAAGAAAUAUUACGAAAAACGUAGGGCUAUUUUCGAAGUUCUAGCACUUGAAUCCAACGGCCCAAGUCCUGUGACGGAUAUGGUAAAGCUAAGGGAUUUGACCUAUGAUACAUUGUUCCAUUAUGAGUUAUAUGAUUGGUUCAUUGCUCAUGAUAUUGAUACACCAUAUGUACUCAGUUAUUUGGAAGAAAAAUCAUCCGUAUCGUUGGCGAUCUCUGAUUUGUUAUGGAUUUACCAAUCUAAGAAGGGGCAACAUUACCAAGCAGCAGUAACUUCGUACACAUUGGCUAUCACCCAAAGAAACGAAUAUCUGUCCAGAGCUAUUGGGUUCUGUAACUGUACAGCUCUACCAACAGAACGUCAACAAGUGAUCCAGUUGUCAUCCAUGAUUGAGGAAUACGAUCUGCUACGUUUGAAUGAAUCCAAGCGUGAUGAGUUGAUUGAUCAGUUGAACGGCAAGAUCUUGACUGUCACGGAGUUGUUUAACGACUUUGCAAAUGUUCUCUUCUAUCAUGAUGUAUGUCUGAACAUUUACAAAGAGAUCUUAUCCAGAUGGCUUCUGUUAUUUGAAAGUGAAGGUUUUGAUUUGAUCACGAAUCCCGGUGUUGAUGAGCUCACCACUACGCUGGUAAAAGUUGGGAAGAAGCUAAGCAGCUCUGAUCUUGUUUAUGAAUCCGAUGAGGGUGCUAUUGUCAACAUCUUUGAUCUAAUUGACACCAACGUUGAGAACGAACAUUUCAAGAAUGAGCUCGUCUAUCUCAUCCACACAUUGAGAGAGAUUAUCUCAAACGAUGAGGUUCGUCAAUUGAAGGUUUACUCCACAUCUGCUGACCCAAUCCACAAGUACAUGCUGAAGACUGGUCAUAGUAUUUGAGACCAUUUGUUAGCGGAUAUCGUCUAGCAGAAGAGAUUAUUAUAAUAUCGUCAAAUCUUACACCACUUACUUAGAACUGUGCUUAUUAGCUGUAGUUCCAACCUCUUUCAAGUUCUCAUCGCCUUACAAACCAACUGCAACUUCCCGAGGGUGUAAC
Williopsis jadinii is the source of this 3673-nucleotide messenger RNA. RefSeq names its product Nup170p (gene NUP170). The annotation marks the transcript as partial. Gene Ontology annotation, biological process: transcription-dependent tethering of RNA polymerase II gene DNA at nuclear periphery; RNA export from nucleus; protein localization to nuclear inner membrane. The transcript is spliced from 24 exons. Gene Ontology annotation, cellular component: nuclear pore; nuclear pore inner ring. The record is from RefSeq and is a predicted model, not a curated record. NCBI's taxonomy places the organism in Eukaryota, Fungi, Ascomycota, Saccharomycetes, Phaffomycetales, Wickerhamomycetaceae. Gene Ontology annotation, molecular function: structural constituent of nuclear pore.